AUGUGGCGACUCCUCUGCGUGGCCUCCAUCGCGCUGCGUGCGCGUCACCACCCGCGCGCCGACCGAGCGGCUACUGCGGCCGCGGCUUUCGAUCGCGUCCACGAGGUGCCCGGAGACGGCGACUGCUUAUUCUCAGCGAUCGCGGCGGCAGAGGCGCUCGCGGUCGGCUCUAUAGUUCCAGCGGGCUCCGCUCUCUCCGCCCGCGCCGCGGAGCUGCGCUCGAGCGCAAUGGACCUGCUCUGCCCAACCGGUGUGCCAGACGGCGCGCUGACGCUUGGCGGGCUGCCUGUCGACCUACUCAUCGAGCUGCAGCCGGGUGAGGACGGCCGCGGCUACUGCUCGCGUCUGCGGCGACGAGGCGAGUGGGGCUCGACGGCGGAAAUUUUAGCGCUCUCGCGCGUGCUCGGGCGGCCAAUUUCGGUGCGCACAGACUUUGGCGAGCAGGCGUUUGGAGACGGCGAGGCGAGCGGCGCGCUCGCGCUGCGCUUUCGGGGCAAUCAUUACGACGCGGUGCGACUACGCGGCGGCGCGUGCGAGGAGACGGGCGCCGAGGAGGCUGUGGGCCGGGUGCUCGACCGGCUGCACGCCACGGCGGCGGCGGCCGACGCCGACGCUUACUUCGCGUUGUUCCGCCCCGAAGCGGUGUUCUAUGGCACGGACCCCGGAGAGAGGUGGCAGAUGGACGAGUUUCGCGCGUACGCGGGCGCGCGCUUCGCCGCUGGGGACGGGUGGGAGUACUCGGUCCGGGAGCGGCACGUCACCGUGCGUGGGGACGUGGCGUGGUUCGACGAGGCGCUCGAUGGGAAGGUCUUGGGGCCGACGAGAGGGACCGGGGUGCUGGUGGACGACGGUGCGGCUGCGGGGGGAUGGCGGCUCGCGGCGUACAGCCUCGGCAUGGCGGUGCGGAACGAGGUGGCAGGCGAGGUGGCGCGGCUGAACAAGGAGGGGCGCGGUGUGGCGGCGUCGCAGGGCGAAUAA
Molecule: messenger RNA, 978 nt
Organism: Emiliania huxleyi CCMP1516
Lineage: Eukaryota; Haptophyta; Isochrysidales; Noelaerhabdaceae
Exons: 1
Coding region: 1-978 (325 amino acids)
Biological process (GO): endoplasmic reticulum unfolded protein response; protein deubiquitination
Cellular component (GO): nucleus; cytosol
Molecular function (GO): cysteine-type deubiquitinase activity
Source: RefSeq, a predicted model, not a curated record